AUGGAGAUCUCAAAGCCCCAAUCGUUCUUCCAAGACAUCAGAUCCAGAGAGCUACAUGGAUUCAGAGCUCCAAAGCGACCGUACAUCAAUGGCCUGGCAUCAGAUUUCUAUGAAAUUGGGGCCAUUGCUGCUGAACACAACGGCCCUCCAAUGGCGAUUUCGUUUGGCAAGACGUGUAAAAACUCUGACAUUGUCGCAAUGUCAGACGAAGAUGGGUACCUGAGCUUGUUCGAUACACGUCGCAAGUUCUCUGCAUCAGCAUCUUUCCAAGAAAAUGCAGAUAAAACUAAGGUGUGUGAUUGGGUUGCACAUCAAAAUGCUGUGUUUGACGUCUGUUGGAUUAAGGAUGAUACUCAAAUUAUGACAGCUUCUGGUGAUCAAACUAUCAAGGUAUGGGAUAUUCAGGAAAAGAAAUGUACUGCAAUACUGAUGGGGCACACAGGAAGUGUGAAAUCUCUCUGUCCUCAUCCAACUAAUCCUGAGAUUAUUGUCUCUGGUUCGAGAGAUGGCUCCUUUGCUCUUUGGGAUAUGAGAUGUAAUUCAAGCUCCAAAAAUAUUCACGGGGAGAUUGCAAUAUGCUCAACUGCUGUGGUUAAAGGGGCUCAUCUUUUUCCUCGGGCAAAGCGUGUAAGGCGCGGAAAGGCUGCUUCCAUGAGCAUCACAUCAGUUCUUUAUCUUAAAGACGAGGUUUCCAUUGCUACUGCCGGAGCUGUGGACAGCAUUGUCAAGUUUUGGGAUACUAGAAGUUUGAAAAAUGUCGUCACACAGACAUCCCCUCACCUAGAGUCUACUGAGAAGAUUAUAUUGACCUAUAAAGAUGACCUGAGCCUUGAUGUCCACCUUGAUGAUAUGUGGUGGACAGCAAUAGCUGGAGAUCUGGUCAUAUUGGGUGUGCGUGAAAGAAGAUUACAUGGUAUAACUAGCUUAUCCCAAGAUUUAAACGGAGUGUUUAUUUCAGCCUCAUGUAUGGACAACAGAAUAUAUUUGUAUAAUGUACUUCAGCUACAAAAGGGUCCUAUGCAAUCUUUCAGUGGAUGUAGGAUUGAAUCUUUUUUUGUAAAGUCAGUUCUUAGCCCUGAUGCUGCUCACAUGCUCAGUGGUUCCAGCGAUGGAAAUGCCUAUAUUUGGCAGAUACUGACCCUGUUGGCAAUCUCAACCCAGGUAAACAAGCCUCAAGAAGAUCCUAUAAUAUUGAAAAGCCAUGACGGAGAAGUUACAGCAGUGGAUUGGUCCCAUUUUGAGGUUGGGAAGAUGGCAACUUCUUCGGAUGAUUUUACAGUUCGCAUUUGGAACUCUCAGAAUAGUUACGGCCCAAGCUCAAACUCACCAUCUGUCAUCCGGAGGAGAGUCAUGGCAAUCCCAGGUGCAGAAUGUAGAAAGCUUCUAAUGAAUGAAUCAAUUCAUACGUCAAAGGACUCUGGAAAUUUGUGUCCGUCAGACGACGGAUUGGAUGAAUCUAGUUCAAGAAAACCAAUUAAAAUGCCGAAAAUCAGUACUCCCCAAUCUCAGAAGAAACAAUCUAUGGCAGAUUCUGACUUUAUUGAAACCUUUGAAAAGACCCCAGAUGCUGCGUUGAAGAGCCCUUCUUCUGUUCUGAACCCUCCUUCCUCUCUAAAAAGGAAAACAAUCCGAGAUUACUUUGGAGUACCUACUUUAAACUUGUAG
This is a messenger RNA of Prunus armeniaca (apricot), 1665 nucleotides long. The record is from the annotation of a GenBank genome assembly. NCBI's taxonomy places the organism in Eukaryota, Viridiplantae, Streptophyta, Magnoliopsida, Rosales, Rosaceae.